GGCAGCAGAUAUGCAGGGCAGUUGCACUUAUGUUCUGCACUGUCCUUCCGCUGCUGAUAGGCAGCCUGCAGUGUGCUGGGAUGUUUCACCCUGCCCUUAGAGAUUAGACGCUUUCUUCAGAGGCAGCAAGGUACAAACGGCGUGCAGAAAGAGACAAAAAAGGGUAAACUACCUCCUUGCACCCCCAGGCAUGAGGAAGAAGGUGCUUUUUGCAGAGCCAACAAAACAGAAGGAACAAAUGGAAUGAAUUACAAAUUUUGAACAUUGUCAUUGGGUUAAUCUACCUUGGGAAGAGCUCUGCCUUGCCCCGUCACCACCUCUUCUGCACUGAGCUGGGAAUAACAUGGUGGCAGAGAAGAAGAACAGAGAGCAGAGAAAAGGACAUGAACUUGAUUGACAUCCUUUGGAGGCAAGAUAUAGACCUUGGGGCAAGGCGUGAAGUUUUUGAUUUCAGUCAAAGACAGAAGGAGUAUGAACUCGAGAAACAGAAGAAACUUGAAAAGGAAAGACAAGAGCAGCUCCAGAAAGAGCGGGAGAAAGCCUUGCUGGCUCAGCUGGUGUUAGACGAGGAGACAGGUGAAUUUGUUCCAGCUCAGCCAGCUCAGCACGUUCAGUCAGAAAACGCUGAACCACCGAUCAGUUUUUCACAGAGCACAGAUACUUCAAAACCAGAGGAGGCCUUGUCCUUUGAUGACUGCAUGCAGCUCUUGGCAGAAGCAUUCCCAUUCAUAGACGACAAUGAGGCUUCUCCAACUGCAUUUCAAUCACUGGUUCCUGAUCAGAUUGAUAGUGACCCAGUCUUCAUUUCUUCUAAUCAAACUCAGCCACCCAACUCACCUGGUAUAGUUCCACUUACUGAUGUAGAGAAUAUGCAGAACAUAGAGCAAGUUUGGGAAGAGUUAUUGUCCCUUCCAGAGUUACAGUGUCUAAACAUUGAAAAUGACAACCUGGCUGAAGUAAGCACAAUCACAAGCCCUGAAACCAAGCCAGCGGAGAUGCACAACAGCUAUAAUUACUACAAUUCAUUACCCACCGUGAAAAAAGAUGUUAACUGUGGUCCAGAUUUCCUGGAGAAUAUCGAGGGCCCUUUCUCCAGCAUUUUGCAGCCAGAAAACAGCAGCCAGCUGAACGUGAACUCUUUAAAUAACACACUGACUUCGAGCUCUGAUUUCUGUGAGGAUUUCUAUACCAGUUUUAUUUGUGCAAAGGGGGACAGUGACACAGUAACAACAAACGCUAUCAGUCAGUCACUUGCAGAUAUUUUAAGUGAACCUAUUGAUCUUUCUGAUUUCCCACUGUGGAGAGCUUUUAACGAUGACCACUCAGGAACUGUGCCAGAGUGUAAUGAUUCUGACUCUGGUAUUUCACUGAAUGCAAAUUCUAGUGUAGCAUCACCCGAACACUCUGUUGAAUCAUCUACCUGUGGAGAUAAGACUUCUGGUUGUAGCGAUUCUGAAAUGGAAGACGUGGACAGUUCUCCUGGAAGUGUGCCACAGAGCAAUGCUAGCAUGUACUUACUGCAGUUCCCUGAUCAAAUGCUUCCUUCUGUGGAGCCAGGCGCUCAAAAACGCAGCUUGCAACAUAUGGACACACCAAAGAAAGACCCUCCUGCUGGCCCAGGCCACCCUAAAGCUCCGUUCACAAAAGAUAAACCUUCGGGCCGUCUUGAAGCUCAUCUCACGAGAGAUGAGCAAAGAGCAAAAGCUCUGCAGAUCCCUUUUCCGGUAGAAAAAAUCAUCAAUCUCCCUGUUGAUGACUUCAAUGAAAUGAUGUCUAAGGAGCAGUUCAGCGAAGCCCAGCUUGCACUUAUUCGAGAUAUACGCAGGAGAGGCAAGAAUAAAGUGGCCGCUCAGAACUGCCGUAAGAGAAAACUGGAAAAUAUAGUGGAACUGGAGCACGAUUUGAGUCACCUAAAAGAUGAGAGAGAGAAAUUGCUUAAAGAAAAAGGUGAGAAUGACAAAAGCCUUCGUCAAAUGAAAAAGCAAUUAACCACCUUAUAUGUUGAGGUCUUCAGCAUGCUACGUGAUGAAGAUGGAAAGUCUUACUCUCCUAGUGAAUACUCACUGCAGCAAACUAGAGAUGGCAAUAUCUUCCUUGUUCCUAAAAGCAGAAAGGCAGAGACUAAACUUUGAAGAGCAGCACGGCUGGCUGGUGUUCCCCGAGUUACUAUUUUUGUAUCGUUAAUAGCUUUUACUGUGAGGUGGAAUGCAGAAUUAGGUAAUAUUUUUCAAGUAAUUCUAUGCAAUGAUGAUUUGAAAAUUAAUAUUUAAGUUUAUGAAAGGUGCAAGUUCAAAACUAAUUGUGGAAUGCAGAUGUACGUAUGCAAAAUUUGUAAUCUCACUUUUAUAACAGGCAUUUCCUUCUUUUAGCACCAUUUUAACUAGUUUCCAUACAUGUAAAUAUUUAAAGAUACCGUAUUUAUAUACUGUUCUUAUCUCCUGUUAUAUUCACAGAUUUGAUAUAUAAGAAUAAUUCUAGCCUCCUAAAUCUAAUUUCUUGCAAGAUAAACAGUAUGGCUUCUUAUUUUUUUGUAAAAGAAAAAAAAGCAAUAGCGUUUGUUUCCAAUUUUUAUAAAUGCUUUAUAUUUAAUGUAUGGUUUUAAUUUAGUGUCAAGCUGAUACUCAUUGUUUGAUUUUGAUUCAUCUUACCAUUUCAUUAAACUUUUUAUUAUUGUUGUUGUUAUUAUUUUUCAUGCCAUAGGCAUUUAUUUCCCUACAGUAGGUUAAGUGCCGAUCCAGAUAUCCUCACUGGUUUUCCAAGAUAAGUCUUCAUGCAACAAAUAUGCUUAACAAGCAGAGAUGUAUUGCACAGCACUGUCAGCAUUAUUGAUGUUCACCGUAACUUUAACUACCAUGUGGGAGGAUUGUGUAACAAAUUUGUUUCAAGCCUAUGCUAAGUUCAUAUAAUUUGUUUUGCUCUCAGAACACUAUUUAUAAGCUCAUGAUGAGAUCUCCUCCAAAGGCAUUAGAAUCUGUUAAUUAAAAAGUGUCAGCAUUAUGUAUUUUCCCAACUAAUAAAUUCUGUAUACCUUUCAGUAAUUUUUCUAGAAAUUCAUUAUGCAUCUCUGAUCAGCAGGCAUCAUUUGUCACUGCUGUGCUGUCUGAAGUCAUGGAAAAAGAUAUCCCAAGGGCCGAGCAAUGCACUCUUUGGAACCUGUGCUCAGUUUGUUGAAAAAAUGUUGUGAUGUUUGAAGUUAUGAGUUACAAGAGAUGAAAAAUUGGGCAAAUAAACCACAGUGUUUCACUUACUCCUCCACUGGACUCAUUGUACUUGAUCAUUGUGGAUCUUUCUAAAUACUGAAAAGGCAUAAUUUGAAAUAGAUGUUGAAAUGAAUGUUAAAAGCUGUAUCACCUUCCCUGUGGAACUUCUAAAAGGAACGUUUGAAAUGUUUUUUCUGCCACUGGGGCUGUUUCAGGAUUAGUUUAGGUAUAUUUUGUUACCAUGCAUACAUUUGUUUAGUACGCUAAGCAUUGAGCCGUUCUGCAAGUUUUGCUAGACCUAUUGAACAUUUCUCUAAAAAGAAACUAAUUUUUAAGUUGAAGAGCUUUUGGCAAUCAGCCUUGUUUCCCACAUGAAAGUGUUGUGAAACUGCAACUGCAGUGGGCAGGGCUCGUGUUCCAAAAGAGGAAGGGUAGGGGGCUAGGACAGAAAGCCCUGGUUUUGAUUAGUGCUUCUCUAUCAGGGGAUGCUGUGGAGCUUCUCCUUUCUUCCACUUGUUCUCCACUGUUCUCACACAACUCCGGAGGCUCUGUAAGCUCCCUUUCCUGAAUAUUAAUAACUAGUUUAGGACCAACUGUGGUGUAGCUGUCUGUUUGGCUUUUCCUUGAAUGCACUAAAUUUAACAAGCGUUUUAUUGUCCAGUUAGUCACAGUAAUAAUAGCAUAGUAAUCCUUUGUUAUCAGCUUUUGUUUUCAUUACUCCCCAAAAUUUUGUAUCUACGCUUUGUGAGCCGGUCAUUCACCCUCUGUUAUCUUAUUUACAGAUUCUGCAUAGCAGAGGCCUUUCUGCUACCUGGUGCCAACAUGCACACAGUCUCUAUUGUGCUUCAGCUGAAGUGUGAUGUUAGCUAACCAGAGAAGAGCCAGGAGUAGGAAAGCAGAUCUGUUCCAACAGCUUUUCCAAGAAGGUAGUUGUAUCCCAGGACUGGAUGAUGCUAGGAACCCUGCUCCUAUUGAUUAUAUCCUAUUGGAAAGAGUGCAGCCAAGUACCAGUACCAGGAGACAGUCUCCAGCUGACAGAGACUCCAGGUGCCUACCCAUAAAGAGCUAGAGCACAGGUAAUGGUUUCACACAACUUCUCAAGCUUGUUACUUACUUUCCAAAGUUUGGUCCUGCCCUACAGGUGUUUGUAUCUGAGGCAGCAGAUACAGUGAAGUCAGCAGGAGCCAAUAAGUACAGGCCAAUAAGUACAAGACAAUUUCAAUUUCAACUUAUUUCUUACAAUUUUUUUUUUUUUUUUUUUUAAGUCAGGAUAUUCACCUUAAUGCUGUGAAAACUGUUUCUGCUUUUAGAACCACAUUAAAUGCAUUUCAUAUAGCUAAAUAAGUCUAAACGUUAUGCUAGGAAACAAUGAUUGCACUUGUGCUGGUAAAAAUCAGAACCAUCAUAGCUGCAGUCAAUAGGAAGAGUAGCCCUUGAGCAAGAACGGUAGUUUCCACUCUUAGAAUUAUUCUUCCCUUUUCUAUAAAUAAUGCAUUCUCAAAAGCAGCUGUGAGCAGGUCAGUAUCUGGUGCUGGAAAAAUACUAUCCUAACUUUCAAUCUUAUCUAACACAGCUGAAGAGUAUCAGAGAUUAUCCCCACAGGCAUGUCUCCUUUUUUUCUUCUGACAGAAUACAAGCUAUUAAGCCUUGAGAAACUGUACCAAGAGAAUCCUGCUGGCAAGGUGCUCUCAUUUGCACUAGUCCUCAUAGUAAGGUAAAUCUGGAGAAGCCUGGCUGCACUUUGGUGUGGCCCAACCACAGAUUUCUUGUGGCCAUUUCCUGUAGUGAUGCAGAUCCUCAAAACAGCCUGGGCUGAUUUGUCAGCUCACUGCUACCAAAAGUGGAAGGACUGUCAAAAGUUUCCCUCUUCGUCUUCUCCACUGUCUGCACAUGGCUGCUUGUUCCCAACCAUAUGCUGAACUGUGGUUUGUUACACAGUGAUUUGGGUCUUUCCCUCUUCAGAAAACUGGUGCAACAAAGCAGCCAAUUCUUGCACAUAAGCACUGCAACAAUUGCAGCUCACACAAGGAGACAGGAGGGAAAAAAAGGAAAGACAUUCUAAGCUCAGCUGCUCCCAAGAUCUGCGAGAGUCUUGGAAACGCUAGGAGUACUGCCCUUCACAUUGAGUAGAGAUGUUUGUUUCUGCAGAGGCUAUUUGUUGGUGAAUAGAAAUCCAGGUGACUUGACUUGCACUUACCUUGUUUACCAAAUUUUAUGUUAAUAGCACAUGAGUCCAUCCCCCUGCAGAGUCCUUGACUUACUCUGAAGGCAAGAGGACAUCACUUUGUUGAGCAAAUUGUCAAUACCAAUGGCUCAAAACCUGAAAGCCAGGAUUGACAGAUUAAGCAGGUUUAUUUGCUCUAGAUAGAGCGGUCAGUCACCAGGUAAACUAAACCAAAGAGAUCACAGUAGCACGGGCUAUUUUUCUUGCGACUGCUGUUCAGUAUGCCUGUAUUGAAUUUGAAUGCAGUACUGCCAAGGAAGGAAAACUUCCAUAGGAGUCAUUGAAGCUGUCUGAAACACUAGAGGAAUGUGAGACUUUGGAACCAUUUAAAGCAAGGUGAUCUAAAGCAUUACUGAUAAUGGCAAUUUUAAAGUAUAAGCACUAGUAAAAAGAUCAUACUAAGCUACGGCCCUGAGCUGUCAUUCAACAGCGAUACACAGUAGCUCUAAUACAGGUACAUCUAACAGUACAGUACAGCAGAGUACAGUAAGAUGCUUGCCUCCCCUUUCCUCUCUCCUACCCCCCUCCCAUUAUCUAGGUUAUCAAGGGCUUGAAAACAUUCUCUCUAGAUGAAACACUGGUAUUUUAAUCACAAUUUGGGUAUAAAGCAGUCCAUGAUAAGCCCCUGCCCUGCAUUUUAAUUUGGUACUUAUUUAGCACUAAUGCAAAAGUCUAAGACAAACAUUCUUACAGCCUCUGCAGGGUCUGCUGUGAUACAGGCUUGCUUACUCCAUUAUCAAGAUAAAAAAUAUGAUGAAGUGCAAUAAAAAGAACACAGUUAAUGCAGAAACCUCGUUUGAAUUCCGCUGGCAAAAAGUCAGUCUGAAGUAACUCAGACCACAACAUGCAUUCAGUACAAAGCCAUCACGAUCACAAUGGCAUUUGUGCUUACAACUAACAACAUUAAGGGAGAAAUGUUCUGCGUUAGAUCAUUCAAGUCUACGUGAAAAUAUUAGGUCGCAAGUCUUUCAUUUUAUGAUCAUAACCAAGGUACAGGAUGUGCUCCCAAACCUGGGAACGACCAGUGGCGCUGCCACAUCAUGUAAAUCCUCAUGCAUUGCAAUUCUGACCUCACAUGCUGACAAGCCUCCACAUGGAGACCUUUUGUUUCUUGAUCAAAUCAUUCCACUGCAAAGCCAUUAUAACUAAAGCUCAGGAGCUGAGUUGAAUCUAAGCGAAUUAACUUCUGACUUGCAGACUCUGGUUCGAACAACGAUCCCACCACUGCAUUGCAGUACAUUAAGUUUACUUCGUACUCCUCUCAGCACUAAACAAAAGUGAGGGCAACACAUUUAAGAUUGUGAGUCAUUUGACAACAUACACUUUAUUUUGAUACAAAAAUGAAGUGUUUUAACAUUUCAAUCCAUUAUGGACUAUACUGAAAUUUUUCACUUCCAUACUUUUUGAACUUGUUUAACCACAAGGAUCAGAUAUCACCAUACUAGCACCAUUGCUCUUGAAGUCUUUGCCAGUUAUUUUAAUAUAUUAUUCUGUUUCCAAUCUUCCAGUAUUGUCUUCUACAUGAAGGUCAUUUUUCUUCUACGCAGAUAGUUGGAUUUUUAGAUGAGGAAAAAGCUAAUCUUAGACAGAUGUCAACCUGUAGCACCCACAGCAGAAAAAGAAUCCAUCCAUCAGAUAUCUGCAUUUUAGUGAUACUCAAGAUCUUUCAUGCUUCACACAAGAUACAAAUAUUUGUCAGAGAUCACAGACUGAUAUGUGAAUGCUUUGUUGAAAUGCAGACAGUCUGUGAAUAAAAGUUAAUGGCUUAAAUACAGGAAGCAAAACCAGUACGUCAGUACAUCACACAAGCAACACUUGGAAGAGGAGGAGCAUUCCCAUUCCCAUAGUAAAAUAUUCAAAGGAUAUCAAAGUUAAGAUGCCAUGGUGUUUCGGUAUUGUCUAAUAACAAACAAUUUAUCGCAUCUGCAUCAGCCUGGGCUCAUUCUGGGCAAAUACGUUUACUACCUGGAAGGACAAAUGGCUUUUGAGUUAACACACAGUUUGAGGUAUUUAAAAAGUUGCUACAGAACUGCAAUACUUUGCAACUUUAUUUUCACAUCCUUACAUCUCCAUUUACAGCUGCUAGAGAAAAAUAAUGUCCUUAACUCUUGGAAGUGUGUCUCUUGGGCAUAAAAAUGCUUGAUCAAAUAUGCCUUAAGGAUUUGAUCAUCUUUGAGAAGUUUUAUUUCUGAACGAAAAACAAAACAAACAAAAAAACAACCAAUGAGGUAUGUGUAACUGAAGCCAAUCAAUCUAAUAGGAGUGCUACAAAACCAACUGCAAACAUAGCUCAAGGAAUAUCUUUGCACACGCUUAGUGCAAAAAAACCUAAAAGACCACAGUAUGGAGGGGUAAGGCUUUACUAGGCUGCUGUACUGAGUACUGCAAUGCAAGCUAGACAUUUUUGUUGAGUAGAACUUACCCAUUUUUCCAAGAUCUUUCCUUUUAAAAAAUUGCCACCUUCCCCCAAUGGACAAAUACCUUUGUACAAACAGCACAUGAAUGCUUUCCCUGGUGACUUGUGGCACUGAGUGACUGCAUCAGCUCACAAGGACAACACGGCAUAGCAGAGAGAAAACUAAGGUGCUUUUCACCUCUAGGUAAGAUAGCAAGCAAGUCACCUACAACAAGCUACCUAGUGUGCUAUACUAAGGAGCCUGUGAUCUCACUGCAGCAGGUUUAAUCCCGGCUCACCCCUAAGUAAAAACAUUUGUCAACACUUUAUUUAAGUAUAUACUCACUAUGAGAUUUCCAUUCACUAUGUAUCUCCUGAUUAUAUGAAAUUUGCACAUUACCAUUGUAAAAAUACUUCAAGUUAACCUCUGAUUGUAUGUGUUCCAACAUGAAGUUUGUUUUCUAGCUGUUCAGACAGCUGCUAGCAAGUUCAGCUACUGGAAUCAGUCAGCAAUAUGGCCAAGUCCUGAACUGCAUGUAUUCCAUUUGUCUUGUUCUGAGUAAGUUGAGCACAAAAACAGAAACAGACUUUUCAAAAAUACUGCAACGAUGCAAAGAGGUAUUGAGAAGUUCAAACAGUUAACUACUAUCCAAAGGACUUUUUACAUUAUAGACUCUUACAGGUACGGGAUAGUCCUGGGAUACAGCAGAAUAGGAAAUACACAUUCCAAGAGUUAAGAACCCACAUGCAAAAAAAAAAACCACCAUAAAUAAAUAAAAUCCAUGAAUUAAUUUCAUUGCUAUUCAUCCAUAUA
This is a messenger RNA of Lagopus muta (rock ptarmigan), 8633 nucleotides long. RefSeq names its product NFE2 like bZIP transcription factor 2 (gene NFE2L2). Gene Ontology annotation, biological process: regulation of transcription by RNA polymerase II; cellular response to oxidative stress. Gene Ontology annotation, molecular function: DNA-binding transcription factor activity, RNA polymerase II-specific; RNA polymerase II cis-regulatory region sequence-specific DNA binding. The record is from RefSeq and is a predicted model, not a curated record. The coding region runs from base 384 to 2132 and encodes 582 amino acids. The transcript has 6 exons. Gene Ontology annotation, cellular component: nucleus. NCBI's taxonomy places the organism in Eukaryota, Metazoa, Chordata, Aves, Galliformes, Phasianidae.